AAAUCCACUUGCUUUCGAUAGCUUUGCAUCGAUAUCGCAGAAUGCAGCGACAACCCUAGAAAGCAUUCCACAGUGUUUUGUUGUUUUUUUUGUGCAAGCGUCGCAUUAACCGUGUUCUAUAUCCAAAUCGGGCAUAUAUAUAUAUAUAUACAUAUAUCAACCAUAUCGGAUUACAAGUGCCACGGAGCUCAAGUACAAUUCCCUGCGGACACCUGACGAGGAUUCCCCCAGUGGAGUCAUCUCCAAACAGCUGAGUAAGGAACAAAGGAAGAGCACAACAAACAGACGCAUACACAUAAGUACUGGGGAGAGCGAGUGAGACGGGGUGAGACUAGAAGAGCGAGAGAGGUAGAGGGAGCACAAUGGGACGCAUUUUCUUGGAACAUCUUGGGGGUCUAAAACUCUUCAAUUGCGCCCAAUGCCACACGAACCUGACCAACCGUAGUCAACUGAUCAGUACCCGAUUCACGGGCGCAACAGGACGCGCCUAUCUCUUUAAGCGUGUGGUCAACCUGACCUUCAGCAACAUCCAAGAACGGGUCAUGCUCACGGGACGCCACAUGGUGCGCGACGUCAUGUGCAAGAACUGUGGCGCCAAACUAGGCUGGAUGUACGAGUUUGCCACCGAGGAAUCACAAAAGUACAAGGAAGGUCGCGUUAUCCUGGAGUACGCCUUGAUCACAGAGGCAGAGGGUUUUCCUUCGGAAGCCGCCACCACGAGUCAUUGAGCCGAUUGAGUAACCAGCCGGAAAACGAGAACCACGCAUUGGCGAACCUUGUGUAGCCCUAAGUAUUGAGUAGAAGGCCACAGGCGAUGGCUUCUAUGCAUUAGACCUAGUUUAGAGAUCGCCGUAGUCAGCUCCGGUGUUCGGGAUACCGAAGUAUCGGUUGCACAUCCGCCACGGAGCACCUACGUCUACGGCACUGUCUUAACGUGACUUAAACGUAGUUGUAGGCACAUCUAGCACGUAAGCAGCUGCGGCGCCCAAUUCUACCAUUAAAAUGUCAUGAGGCUGAAGUGCUAAAACAAAAAAGGUCCUGUUACUCAAUUGGAACUAAUUCAGAACUGAUGAUCCACACUUGUCUUUUUCAAACAAGAUCUCUAGACCGUAAUCAAUCAGCAAUAAAGUACCACAAUAAUCGAAUAGAA
Molecule: messenger RNA, 1150 nt
Organism: Drosophila erecta
Lineage: Eukaryota; Metazoa; Arthropoda; Insecta; Diptera; Drosophilidae
Gene: Yippee
Product: protein yippee
Exons: 4
Coding region: 363-728 (121 amino acids)
Source: RefSeq, a predicted model, not a curated record